This is a messenger RNA of Brassica rapa (field mustard), 1402 nucleotides long. RefSeq names its product telomere repeat-binding factor 3. The record is from RefSeq and is a predicted model, not a curated record. Gene Ontology annotation, cellular component: nucleosome. Lineage: Eukaryota; Viridiplantae; Streptophyta; Magnoliopsida; Brassicales; Brassicaceae. Gene Ontology annotation, biological process: nucleosome assembly. Gene Ontology annotation, molecular function: double-stranded telomeric DNA binding.
AGACAAAUUUGUAAAAUGGAGAAAGUAAAGGGGUCCUAGUGUCCAACAAAAAUAGAGAAUUCAUCCUCUGCCUAAACUGAAUCGAAAACAAAGGUCAACAAAAGUCCCUCCUCCUCCUCGUCUUCUUCUUCCUUGUCUCUGCAACAAUCUUAGAUUCAGAAAUUGGAUCCCCAUGUAAUCUCUGCUGGAUCUCUGAGAUUGAAAAACUUGGUGCGGAUUUGCUUUUCAUCCUCUCUCUCUCUCAAUUUAUAAAACAGCCUUUCUUGCUGACAGAGACAAGAAGUAGAGAGACAUUCCAAGUUCUUGUCUUUACUGUUGUUGUGUGUUGUGGGAGAAUGGGAGCACCAAAGCAGAAGUGGACAUCGCAAGAAGAAACAGCUCUUAAGGCUGGAGUUCUCAAACACGGCACUGGCAAAUGGCGCACCAUUCUCUCCGAUCCCGAGUUCACCUCUAUCCUCAAGUCUCGCUCCAAUGUCGAUCUCAAGGACAAAUGGAGAAACAUUAGUGUCACGGCUAUGUACGGAUCUAGGAAGAAGGCUAAGCUUGCUCUUAAAAGAACUCCUUCCUCUCAUGAUGAUGACAACGCUACUGCUCUUACCAUCGUCGCUAUCGCCAACGGAGCUCAACACAUUUCUCCUCUUCCUCCUGCACUUUCUUGUGCACCACCACGAGAUUUUGAAGGGCUCUUUUCAAGUGUGGAUAAGAUGAUAUUGGAGGCUAUUGCUAACUUUAACAGACAUUUGGGUCCUGAUGGAAAGUCCAUCUUGCUCUAUGUUGAGGAGAGACACAAUAUGCAACCUGAUAUGAAACGGCUUGUGACUUCAAGACUUAAGCAUUUGGUUAAUGUUGGAACUAUAGUUAAGAUAAAGCACAGAUACAGGAUUUGUCGGAACGCAGCGGAACAAAGCUCACCUCAACUCUUUUUGGAAGGAAACAAGGAGAGUGGUGUCCAACAACAUCUUACUAAUUCACAAGUAGAUGGAGAGCUGUUUAUGAUAAAGGGCAUGACAGCACAAGAAGCUGCAGCAGCAGCUGCAAGAGCAGUAGCAGAAGCAGAGUUUGCAAUAGCAGAAGCUGAAGAAGCGGCUAGAGAGGCUGAUGAAGCCGAAGCAGAAGCUGAAGCUGCACACAUUUUUGCCAAAGCUGCAAUCAAAGCUUUCAAGUAUAGGAUGCAAUGUAGUGAAGCCAGAUAAUGUCAAAGUUUGAAUCGCUGCAGUAAUUUUUGGGGGUUAGUAAAACGUGUAUAUUCUGCAGCUUGUAGCAUUGGUCCCUAACUCAAGAGAAGAUUAUUGUAAAACAUUUGUCCAUUGUUAUGUUGUUUAUCUCUUCUUUGUAGUAACCUCAUAGGUUUCUUGUAGAAACUGGUUUGAAGAGAAAUAUAUAAAGCCUUUGAUCAUCACCA